Molecule: messenger RNA, 2020 nt
Organism: Cucumis sativus (cucumber)
Lineage: Eukaryota; Viridiplantae; Streptophyta; Magnoliopsida; Cucurbitales; Cucurbitaceae
Product: E3 ubiquitin-protein ligase At1g63170
Exons: 5
Coding region: 452-1609 (385 amino acids)
Source: RefSeq, a predicted model, not a curated record
AUCAUACAAUACAACGAACCACAGAAAGAUGUCCAAAUUCUCGUGAAUUUCGUCCAAAGUUUCCUUCUUUUCUAUCCUGAUCUCCAUUUCCUUUCCGUUUCAUUCAUCAUAAAUCUCUCUCUCUCUCUCUCUCUAACUUCUUCAAUUCCCUCCAAUCAAUUUCAUUCCAAUUUCCCAAUCCCCUCUGAUUCUUCCUUCUUCCUUCUUCUAGGGAUUCCAACCUGAUUCCUCUUUCUGAUCUGUCAAACCCCGAAUUUCAGCUUGAUUCUUCACGAUAACUUCAAUUUGAUUCGUUUCGCAUAACCCCUUUUGUUCUUUUCCUCAAUGAUUCAAUCCGUUUGGAGUUUUCUGAUUGCGUAACCUAAUUUUCGGGGUUGAGAGUUCUUAAGGUUUUUCCGAGUUCCCCUUCAAACUUCCCAGACUAGAGAUCCCCAGUAAUCGAAUCGCUAGAAUGCGUGAUUCAAUCCCACACCCUUCUACUCCCUUCAGGGCGGUGGAUAAUUCCCCUCUGCUUGGCCACUCCGUCACCAAUGGCCUUUUCCGUUCACGAGGGUUUAUUCGCCGUUCGCCUCAGCCUCUUCGUGGCGCUGUUCGUCUUCUCCGCCGUGCAAGUGGUCGCCAGAUGAUGCUCCGAGAGCCCUCUGUUCGUGUCCGUGAGACCGCCGCCGAGCAGCUCGAGGAGCGGCAGAGCGAUUGGGCGUAUUCCAAACCCAUUAUUCUCUUGGACCUUCUAUGGAAUUUGGCCUUCGUCAUCAUUAGUUUCACUGUCCUAGGGCUUAGCACGAGUGAAAAGCCUUCAGUGCCUCUUAGGUUUUGGAUCAUCGGAUAUGCUUUGCAGUGUAUAAUUCACAUGUCCUGCGUUGCUGUUGAGUAUAAGCGUCGGCGCUCUACGAGAGAACCCACGGGAUUGGACCGUAACAGUGACUGGACGAGCGGCGAGGAUUCGAAUUCGGUUUCUGGAAGUGAUGGAGAUGAUUAUGCGACCGAGCAGACCGUGAACGAAGAUGAAUCUAGCAAUCUUGUGAAGCAUAUUGAGUCUGCAAACACGAUGUUCUCUUUCAUCUGGUGGCUGUUGGGCUUUUAUUGGGUAACUGCUGGAGGCCAAGAAUUGAUAGAGGGUUCACCUCAGCUAUACUGGCUCUCUAUUACGUUCCUUGCAUUUGACGUCGUGUUUGUUCUAAUUUGCGUUGCAAUUGCUUGUCUUGUUGGUGUUGCUAUUUGCUGCUGUCUCCCUUGCAUCAUUGCCAUCUUGUAUGCAGUUACCGAUCAGGAAGGAGCUACAAAGGAAGAGAUCGAACGCUUACCAAAGUACACAUUCAAUAGAACGGGUGAUGUUGAGAAAGUGAAUGGUGAUAUUCAAGAAUCUAGCGGAGGAAUAAUGUCUAACUGUGACACCGAUGCACCUACGGAGCGCUUUCUUCGCCCCGAAGAUUCUGAGUGUUGUAUCUGCCUCUCCGCUUACGAGAAUGGAGCAGAGCUACGAGAACUUCCCUGUAACCACCACUUUCACUGCAACUGCAUCGACAAAUGGCUCCACAUGAAUGCCACCUGCCCACUCUGCAAGUUUAACAUCUUGAAGCCAAACAGUUCCAGUAGCGAAGAAGUGUGAACGAAAUGUAAGAACGAUGAAACACAGACAGAGAAUACAGAACUCAACACAAAAUCCUCCACCCCCCCCAAAAAAAAGAAAAAAAAAAACAUAAUGUAUUGGCUUUGAUGGCCAUGGAGAGAGAGAGAGAGAGAGAAUGGGACCAUGUUUGUAAGUCUCUUGCAGGUGGCAGAGAGUUUGUUUGGAAGCUGCUGCUUUUGUAUGGUUUAUUAUUACCAUACAUAUCUAUUAUAUUGUAUUAUUAUUAUUACCUAAUUAGGUUAAAGAGAAGAAACAAGUACUGAGUUUUAUGUUUACGAGUCUUGUAAAUUGGUUCGAAAGAACUGUGUUUUGGAGUCUGUUGUAAUGAAUAAUAUAUAUUAAUGUUGGAAGAGGCAGUUUGUUAAGGAGCACAAAGAUCAUUGAAAAUCA